Cyclocybe aegerita is the source of this 6408-nucleotide messenger RNA. Lineage: Eukaryota; Fungi; Basidiomycota; Agaricomycetes; Agaricales; Hemipholiotaceae. The record is from the annotation of a GenBank genome assembly.
AUGGACGGGCCACCGCCACCGGAAGAGGACUUUACCACACUUCCGAUCUCUGAACGACUUGCUCACAAGAACUGGAAAGCCCGUGUUAGCGGAUAUGAAUCGCUCAUCAAGACUUUCGAGAACACUGCGUCCGAUAACGAUCCCGCCUUCAAACCGUAUAUUAACCAUGGGGAUCUCCUCAAGAAGAUUGUGAUAGAUGCAAAUGCUGUGGCUCAAGAGAAAGGCGUCGAAUGUCUUGUAGCCCUCGUAAAGUUUGCAGGGGAAACAGCUGCUAAAACGCGUGAUGUCGUUGUACCUGCCUUAGUGGAUAAGUGUCUAGGCUCUACGCGUGCCGGAACGAAGAACCAGGCUAUCGAGCUCGUUCUACAAUACAUUGAAGUCGAGAACGGUGGUGCUGGAGUUGUGAACGAUCUGCUCAUCGGGUUGGGUGCAAAGCAACCGAAAGCAGUAGCUGGGUGCAUCCUGGCGCUGAAAGAGGCCACACGGGUUUUCGGCACCCAGGCUGUACCUCCCCCUCCCAUUCUGAAAGCUCUGCCUAAGAUAUUUGCACACUCCGACAAGACUGUCCGUGCUGAAGGAACAAAUCUGGCUUUAGUUCUGUACCAGCAUAUUGGAUCUGGUAUUGAGCCAUGGCUCGCCGACUUGAAGCCGGUACAGGUCAAGGAGUUGAAGGAUUCCUUUGAAGGCCUUGAGAAGGAUGGGAAAGGACACAAGACGCUGAAAGCGGAACGUUUGACGCGUGCACAAGCGCGAGAGGCAGCAACGGCUGUAGAUGGUGGUGAUGUUGUUGCCGAGGAGCCAGAGGACAUGGCACCUCCGGAUCCAAGAACCUUUGCCGAAAUUGUGGACAUUGUACCAAAGCUUUCCCCGUCACUCCAGACUGACCUGAAGUCUCCCAAAUGGAAGGAACGCAAGGAGGCUUUGGACAACCUCUCCACCCUUCUGACGAAUACACCCAGAAUAAAGGACGCUGCCGAAAUUUCUGACCUAACUAAAUCGUUGGCUAGCUGUAUUGCCAAAGACGCCAACAUUAAUUGUGUCAUGGUUGCGGCCAAAUGUUUGGAAGAUCUUGCUAAAGGAAUGAUGAGUUUCUUCGCCAAGUAUCGUGAGGCCGUCGUGCCUCUCAUGUUGGAGAGGUUGAAGGAGCGCAAAACAAAUGUCACCGAUGCAAUUGGUCUUGCUCUGGAUGCGGUGUUUUCCACGACCACCUUGAACGACAUCAUUCCCGACCUGGAUCCUUCUUUGAAGUCCAAAAAUCCCCAAGUCAAAGAAGGGACGUUGAAAUUUUUAGGCCGCUGUUUGGCGUCAGCCACAACCCCCAUCCAACAGGCACAAGUAAAACCUUUAGCAGAGGCAUUGGCUGCCUUGCUCGAGGACGGGUUUGAAGGUGCCCGCAACGAAUCUGCGACCUGUUUUGGGUAUUUGAUGAAGAUGGUGGGAGAACGCCCUCUUAAUGCCACGAUGGACACAGUGGCAGAUAUUAGGAAAGCCAAAAUCAAAGAAGCUUUCGAGAAGGCAGUCGUCAAGUGCAAAGCAGGUUCUGCCCCGCCGCCCGCGAAGAAGGCACCCCCGUCAAAGGCGCCUGCGAAAGCGCUGCAUCCACCUGCACAAGAAGACGAGCCGCCGCCACCGUCCACCAAACCAAAGCCUAUGGCAAAACCUCCGCCCAAGAAACCUGCCGUUGCUGCCCCCCCUGCUGCAGCGGCUCCAAAGAAGGCUCCUUCAAGCGCAGCAUCUAAGGCGGGGGCCAAGGCCGCUCCGGCAGCAGCAGGGAGCCUUGACACCGUCAAAUAUAAACACACGCCAGAAGACGCAGACGCGCUCGCUGCUGAAUUGAUACCUGGAUCUAUCCUUGCGGAUCUAGGAGAUGCUAACUGGAAGACUCGUCUGGCAGCCUUGGAUGAAACGUCUGCCUGGUUAGAAAACGAGAUACAGAGCCUGGAUGCUGAAGUUCUUGUUCGUGCUUUAGCGAAAAAGGGCUGGUCUGAGAAGAACUUCCAGGUUUCCGCCAAAAUCUAUGGUAUCCUCACUCUCCUUUCGCAAGAGUGUCCCUCUUUUGGUAGAUCUUGCAUUGCCCUUUCCGUCGCGCAUCUCACCGACAAGUUGGGCGACAUGAAGUUGAAGAAGCCUGCCGGUGAUGCUCUCCUUGCUUUCGCUGAGAAAUCCUCUCUUCAAUUCGUUCUCGGUCAAGCUUAUGAACCUCUCUCAAAACAGAAGGCCCCGAAAGUCGUAGCUGAUGCGAUUACCUGGAUCAAUGCAGCUUUGGUCGAUUUUGGCAUCGCAGGAUUAUCUCUGCGCGCCUUGAUCGAGUUCUUGAAGACGGCAUUGCAAAAUUCCAAUGCUGCUGUGAGGACGAAUGCAACAAAGGCUCUUGUUACGGUGAAGUUAUUUGCUGGAUCGAGCGUCAAAGAUCUCAUCGAAGAUUUGAACUCACAGCUCCUCAAUACCAUCACUUCCGAGUUUGACAAGGUUGAAGGCCAGUCUGCGCCUGAGCCAACUAGGACUUCGGCGGAUCUAGCCAAUGUGAUCAUUAGUUCCGGCGAUGGCAAAACUGGAGGUGGCAGUGAUCCACUAGACGAUCUGUUCCCUCGAAUCGAGAUCGACACACUGCUCAAGGGGAAUACUAUCUUGGCUGACGCGAAGAGCGAUGCGUGGAAGACAAAGAAAGAGGCUUUAGAGGGCCUACAAGCUCUCCUUGAUCAAGGAAGCAAUAAGCGACUGAAGCCAAAUAUGGGUGAAAUUGGACAGGUCCUCAAGGCCAGAGUGACCGAUACGAAUAAGGCAGUGCAAACCUUGGCUCUCGAUAUCGUAGGGCGUAUUGCAACGGGCAUGGGCAAACCCUUCGAAAAGCAUUCUCGUCUAUAUGCCUUAUCAGUAUGCACAGUGCUGGCAGACCAGAAGGCUCCCAUUCGAAAUGCUGCUCUACAAACUCUUACCGCCAUUGCCACAGCAUGCGAAGGGAUCGAUUCGUUGAUCGGUGGCUUCUCAAGUGCCCUUGAAACAACCAAUCCACUGCAGAAAGCCACUCUAUUCCAAUGGUUGGUAGAUUGGUUCAAAGACCAUCCUCUAUCUUCCUCCCUCGACUUGAAAGCCUGGGUGCCGUUCGUCGUAACCUCUCUUGAUGAUCGCAAUGCCGAUGUCCGCAAGGGAUCGCAGGCUCUUCUCCCAGUCGUAAUUGAAUGCGCGGGUUUUGACUACGUGAUGCAGCAAACAGGGCCUCUCAAGCCUGCAUCUCGUGCGAGUGCUGUUCCGCUUAUACAAGCAGCUCGCACUGCUGUAAAGGAGAUAUCGUCGAAGCCACCCCCACCAACAAAGCUUGUACCCUCCCUGGCUCCCCCUGCCGAAGUGCCAGAGUCUCCGGUCGCAGCCGCGAUGCCAGAAACAAAACCUAUUAGCAAACUCUCUGGAGUACGUCGAAAAAUCCCUUUGGGUACCAGCAGACCAGAAUCUCGAGCCGACAGCGUCGAUAUGCCAAAUAAGCUCGCCACUCUUGGGAUUAAGAAAUCCAUACCAGGCAGUGCUUCGACAAAGCAACCAAGCAGCGCUCCGAUCACACCCAAUCCUGCCCUGCCGUUUUCUAAUCUGAAUAUCGAGACCAAGAAGACACGCUUAGGGAAAGAUACCAAUAGAUGGAUAAAUGAAGGCGGCCCGACCAGAAAAGAUUUGGCAGAGCUCUUGCAAAGCCAAAUGGAAUCCCAUACCUCGAAGGAGUUGGUGGCGAAGUUAUUCAGCCAUGACCACAAUGCUGUCAACGAUCAUAUAAGUGGUCUAACAAUCAUGACUGACUUUUAUGUUGGUGCAUUGGAUGCUGACGAAACCAUCGAAAAGCUUUCCGUUGCCAACAUAGACCUUCCGCUCAAAUAUCUCUCGAUUAAGAUACACGAACCACAACCCAAUUUAAUAUCCAAGUGUCUGGAUCUUGCUGAGGCGGUUAUUGCAUUCCUCCGCAACGUUAAUUACCAGUUAACCGAUCAGGAGGCGACUUGCUUUGUCCCUACUAUUAUCCAUAAGCUCGGGGAUGCAAGAGAGCCCGUGCGAAUUCGUGUUCAACAAAUACUUCGAAAUCUACCUACAGUCUACGCCUAUAGCCGUGUCUUUUCUCUCUUGGUCGAACACGGAUUGAAGGCGAAGGUCGCGAAGACGCGCCAAGGAACAUUAGAUGAACUGUCCGCCAUUUUGAAGAAAUCUGGGAUGGGUGCUUGCGAACCAUCCAAAGCUCUUCCAGCGGUUGCUGCUCUUAUUUCCGACAAGGACCCAUCAGUGCGGAAGUCGGCUCUUGGAACACUGAGUGAAGCUUACACUCUCGUUGGGGAGAAGGUGUGGUCACUGGUUGGCCCUCUAUCCCCCAAAGACAAAACACAGCUUGAAGAAAGACUGCGGCGUGUUCCUGGUCCAAGCAGAACCGAAAACAGCGCAAUUCCUGCCCAUGCCCCUGCCAUCGCUCGUCUCGCCACGAGUGUCCCCAGGCCAGCUAGUCCUUCCGUUGCCGCGGUAUCUCGGAUAGCCCGCCCAACCUCCCCCGCCCAACCUCUUCGAUCGGCUUCUCCUGCUCUCUCUCAAACGCGUCCUGAGUCUCCUAUGCGACCGGCAUCAAGUAAUUCGCAGGCACCAACCGGCAUUCCUUCUUCACCCAGCAAAGCUAGGCCGCGAAGCAUGCUACCAUCACGUCUUGGUCGACCUCGCACAAACACUCAGCCAUCCACCAACCUGCAGACUCACGAGGAGGCGCCAGUGCCAUCGGAAGUGCAAGCACCACCUCCGCUCAAACUGCAACCCGUUGCUCCUGCUUUUGAUGACGAUGCUGCCACAAUUCGUGCCACACGUAGUGCUCGAUCUGACGGGUCAGAAGAUAUCACUCUGACGAUAUCGAGCAUCUUGAGUGCCGAUCCAUCUCGCAGUGUUGAUGCCCUCAAGCGGAUACAGAAAAUACUUUCUGUAGGUCCUGAUGAAGGACCAUCCUCACCCCGAUAUCGCGAACUCGCCGAGCAUACAGAGGGCCUUAUCGAAACAAUAACACUUCAGAUGGCUCAUGUAUUCGAGUCACCCACCGAGCUCUGCAUGGAUGAAAACUUCCGACUCGCAAAGCAUCUGAUACAAACACUCAACAAUUUUUGCGAUCAUUCUUUCCUCGCCGAGUCAUUGACUGUUGAGAUAUUGACCUCCCUCCUGGAGGAGUUAACACUUCGUCUUCUCGAAACAGACGACAGUCCUGUGCGAAAGGUCAAGGAUUUGUCUCGCUUUAUUAACAUGAUUAUUCUUCGUCUAUUUGCCACUGGAAGGAGAAUGUCCAUCUUCAGGGCACUCUUUGCAUUAUUAUUACAGAUUGUCAAGCCUUUCCCGAGUAACGGCGUGCUUCCGGACUCCCAAGAAGCACGUGUGGCUGAGCUAGUGCUUAAAUGCGUUUGGAAACUAGCUAGAAACAUACCACAAGAUCUCACCGAAGCGAUGCUAGAUCCUGUCGAAUUGUUCCCUGCGAUCGAGCACUUCCUCCAGUCGGUCCCCCCGAAUGAGUGGCGCGCCCGCGCAACCAACAAGGUCCCAUGUGGAGAUAUGCCACUGAGGACGAUCAAGGUCAUCAUCCAACACAUUGUUGCACACUAUGCCGACGACGUGUAUGAGCUCCUUUCGGCAUCCUUUGAUGAUCCAUCAGCGACCAUAGUAUAUCCCUAUGUGUAUCGCAUCUUGAACUCUUCGAGCCGAACGAACAAUGAGGCGACAACAUCGAAGCGAAACGGAAACAGUGCGGACCACUAUGAACGUCCGACAUCUCCUGCCUCCAGUCGGCCGCAGUCUCCUCCGGAAACUGCAUCUGUGCACUCUGGCCAUCAUCCCCGCAGUCAACGAACCAGCACUAGCUCGUCCUCAGUACAUGGUAAUGGUCAAUAUUCCCCAAAUGCUGAAGAGCCAGAUCCAGACGCACAACUGCUUGUCAUCAUUGGGCAUAUAUCAAGCGAGACGACUGGAGCGCUGCACAAGGAGGGCAUCACGGAGCUUCAUCAUUUUCUCAAAGCCUAUCCUCAUAAACGACCUCGUGUGGAGAAGCUGUUGGAGUCGACUGGUGCUGCCUUUAGGAAAUAUAUCAAUCGGGCACUUGCCAGUCGUGCUGCAGAGGACCAAGAACGCGAUGUUGCUGUUGCCAAUACCUUAUCGAAACUCGAAUAUAAUAGCACCGAAUCUCGGAACGGGACGAGAACCAUAGCCAAUGGUACGACGACUGCUGCAGAGGAUCCCGUGACUGCCCCUUCGGACGCGGUGGUACCCCCAUCGCGUCCUUCAGCUAUGGAAGGGUCCGACCAGCAAGAUCGCCUCUCCAGAUUGCAUGACAUCUUCCAGUAUCGGUCAAGCACCGUAAGCACUGGUUCUUCACAUGGGCGAUCGACUCCAGGUUUGCGGACUUCUACGGGAUAA